UAUUGUCGUGUUCUACAUGUGAACCGGUCCGCUGAGCCAAUAUUGCAGCAAUUCUACGUGUGACAAUAGAUUUGAGGUUAUGAUAAAAUCGUAUUUCCUUGAUUCUUGACAAUUUCUUUUGGCAGGAUUGAUAUUUCAUUUUUAGUUUUGUCACGAUGAAAGGCGAGAAUCUUGUCGGGUUUCCCGACAUGAACGAGGUUAGCGAUAACGAUGAUAACGCGAUCGCCAAUAUCAAGAAGCCGAAGACUUCGAAGAAAUCUGGAGGAUUUCAGUCUAUGGCUCUGAGUUUUCCAGUGCUGAAAGGAAUCCUCAAAAAAGGAUACAAGAUACCAACACCUAUACAACGAAAAACUAUACCGUUAGCUCUUGAGGGAAGAGAUGUGGUAGCAAUGGCUAGAACAGGGAGUGGAAAGACUGCUUGCUUUCUGAUCCCUCUGUUUGAAAAACUCAAAGCAAGACAAAUGGCGGCUGGUGCGCGCGCUUUGAUACUCUCACCUACGCGUGAAUUGGCGUUGCAAACGUUGAAGUUCAUAAGGGAGUUGGGGCGAUUCACAGGAUUGAAAGCUGCAGUGGUACUAGGUGGUGACAGCAUGGACAAUCAGUUCAGUGUGAUUCACGGAAAUCCUGAUAUCAUUGUAGCUACUCCAGGUAGAUUUUUGCACAUAUGUGUGGAAAUGGAUUUGCAACUGACGAAUGUGGAAUAUGUCGUCUUCGACGAAGCUGACAGAUUGUUCGAGAUGGGCUUUGGAGAACAGAUACAGGAGAUUGUGAACAGAUUACCGGAAUCACGUCAAACGUUGUUAAUCUCCGCCACUCUGCCAAAAAUCUUGGUAGACUUUGCAAAAGCUGGUCUGAGCGAUCCAGUUUUGAUUCGAUUGGACGUUGAGAGUAAAUUACCCGAGGGAUUGACAUUGUCGUUCAUCACAUGUCGUCCUGAGGAAAAAUUGGCGGUACUUUUGUGCUUACUGAAGAGAAUUAUCAAACCUGAGGCGCAAGUAAUUAUAUUCGCCGAGACUAUGCAUCAUGUGGAGUAUAUUCAUCAAAUAUUGGAUAAGGCAGAUAUCUCGAAUACUUUUAUCUACUCGAAUUUGGAUCCCGCAGCGCGCAAAAUAAAUGCCGCCAAGUUUCAAAACGGCAAAGCAAGAGUUCUCAUAGUGACAGACAUUGCCGCCAGAGGAAUAGACAUACCGCACUUGGACUGCGUGAUCAACUUCAACUUUCCCGCAAAAUCUAAACUCUUCGUACACAGAGUGGGACGAUGCGCUCGAGCUGGACGCACCGGAACUGCGUACAACAUCGUAAGCUCGGAUGAAUAUCCGUAUCUUCUGGAUUUACAUCUCUUCCUCGGCAGACCGUUGAAGGUAGUGCCGAGUGCCGGUUCCAGUGAAAACAUGGAAUCCGCUAUCGGCAAGAUGCCGCAGUCCAUGAUAGAAGAGGAAAUAACGGAGCUGAUAAAUUGGCACAACACCUCUACGGAUCUCACAAAUAUGCGAAAAGUGUGCGACAACGCUUACCAAAAGUACAUCAAAUCGCGACCAGGCGCUUCUGUGGAGAGCGUCAAAAGAAUCAAAGAGUUUAACAUACACGACGCUGGAGUUCUUCCGGAAUAUUCCGAGGUUUCCGAUACGGCUGAAGAUGUCAUAGCGAAGAUGAAAAAUUACAGGCCGCAGGGAACGAUAUUUGAGAUCGGCACAAAAACACACUCAGUGGAUUAUCAGAUGAUGAAAGAGAAACGAAAGUUUCACAGAGACAUUAUUCGCGACUUCCACAGGAAGGUACAAGAACGUAAGGUUGAAAGCAGUGCGUCGUCAGAAUCGUCGAAACGAACAGUUGAUCUGCCAACCAGCAACGCGGAAGAGAUCAACGCUGCAUUCAGCACGGUAGUGCUUCCAAAAAAGAGAAAAAGUGAUGAUUUAUAUAAACUUUCCAAGAAAAAACAACGUCAGACAAAGCGGGACGAGGAAUAUUACAUACCUUAUUCCGCACCAGACAAACACACAGAAGAUGGAUUGGCGGUUAACACAUUCGCAACAGAAGCCGAAAGGGCGCAGCUGGAUUUGACAGCAGACAACGAAGAGGAGCAGAAACUUCAAAUGCAAAUAAAAAAAUGGGAUCGAAAAAAGAAGAAGAUGAUUACCGUCAACAAUGAACCGAAGAUGAAAAAAAUACGUACCGAAUCAGGCGUGUGGAUACCCGCUACGUACAAAACAAAUCGUUACAACACGUGGAAGGAAAAAAAUAAGAUCAAUGAGGAUAACGAGGACGAUAGCGAAGAGGAGUCGCCACAGAUGCAAGCUUUGCGAACUACGGCGAAUACACGCUGGGCGCGUCACAAUCAGAAACUAAAGGAAAAGCUCAGAGCGAAGAACGAGCUCAAGAGACCGGAACAAAUUUUGAAAGCGCGCAAGCUGCUCGAAAAGAGACGUCAGAAACAUGACAGGAAACGUGGUCAGAAGAAUCAGAAGAGCGGCAAAAGGAAACAUUAGAAUUAUCGGGUAUAUAAUGUUAUUAUAAUUUGUAAUAAUAAAAAUGUUCAAGACGAUCCUCUUUCUGGAAAGGAGAAAGUAU
This is a messenger RNA of Pseudomyrmex gracilis, 2568 nucleotides long. Its product is annotated as ATP-dependent RNA helicase DDX54. Gene Ontology annotation, molecular function: RNA helicase activity; RNA binding; ATP binding. The record is from RefSeq and is a predicted model, not a curated record. Gene Ontology annotation, cellular component: nucleus. The transcript has 12 exons. Bases 156 to 2486 code for a protein of 776 amino acids. NCBI's taxonomy places the organism in Eukaryota, Metazoa, Arthropoda, Insecta, Hymenoptera, Formicidae.